AUGCCGGUUGAGUUUGCUACCAAUCCCUUUGGCAAGGCCAAAAAUGCAACUUCACUGCCCAACUACGGUACACCAGUAACCGCAAUUUCAUCCGUGCUGUUCAAUCAUGUGGACUCCAUUUUUGCUUACAAGUCCUUUUCUCAGCCUGAUUUACUAUAUCAAGACCUGAAAAAAUGGUGUGAAAAGAGUGGUGACGAGUCACGUGGUAAGACCUUUUUCCAAGAGCUAGAUAUCAGAUCUGGUGCUGGCCUGACUCCUUUGGGGUUUUCUCAUGGCCUGAAAAGCACUACUGCGAUCGUUGCUCCAGGGUUUUCACUACCGUAUUUCAUUAGCUCUUUGAAGACCGUUCCACACGAUGGUAAGUUUCUUUUGAAUGUUGGUGCUUUAAACUAUGACAAUACCACAGGUUCUGUCACCAAUGACUACGUGACCGCAUUAGAUGCUGCUUCCAAGCUUCAAUAUGGUGUUGUAACUCCGAUUUCCACUAACGAGGUGCAAAGCGUCGCUUUACUAGCAUUGGCGAUUGCAACUUUCAGUAACAGUUCUGGUGCUAUCAACUUAUUUGACGGGUUAAACUACUCAAAAACCGUCUUACCUUUGGUUGAAUCUGUUCCAGAAGCCUCCAUCUUAGCAAAAUUAUCCAAAGUUAUAGCUCCAAAUGCUGCCUUUGAUGAUGUCUUGGAUAAGUUUAAUGAAUUAUCUGGAUUAAGACUGCAUAAUUUCCAAUACUUUGGUGCUCAGGAUGCUGAAACCGUGUUUAUCACUUAUGGGUCCUUGGAAUCUGAAUUAUUUAAUUCCGUUAUCAGUGGCAAUAGCUCAAAAAUUGGGUUAAUAAACGUCAGAGUGCCAUUGCCUUUCAAUGUGGCUAAAUUCGUCACCCAUGUUCCAUCUACUGCCAAACAAAUUGUCGUUAUUGGUCAGAGUUUGGACGGUUCUUCUCCUUCUUUCUUGAGAUCCCAAGUUUCUGCUGCCUUAUUUUAUCACGGACGCACGUCUAUUAACGUCUCCGAGUACAUUUACCAGCCAAACUUCAUUUGGUCUCCAAAUGCCGUCAAAUCAAUUGUUUCAUCAUUCAUUACAAGCUUCACUUUCAACGUCAACUCACCAUCUGGCGAAGGGUUCAUUUAUUGGGCUUCUGAUAAAAGUAUCAAUAUUGAUGUUGCUUCCAAACUGGUGAAAGCCUUGUCUUUGGAAGACGGAAAAUACGUAUCUUUAAGAACAAAAUUUGAUAACUUGGCAAAUGCUGGUACCUUCCAAGCUCAGUUCGUUACCUCAGAGAAACAAGUAUCCACCUCUAACAUUGAUUCUACAAAAUUGGCAAUCGUGGAAAACGUCAAUGUAUUGAAAUAUUUGGACGUAGCUGCUACAGUCGUAGAAAAAGGUUCAAUCGCGUUAGUUUCUCAAAAAACCGUUAAAGAUUUAGAUCUGAAUUCUGUUGAAGGCUAUGUCAAGAAUUUGGGAAUUCCUGAAUCAUUUCUAAUUUCUAUUGCAAAGAAAAACAUCAGAUUGUUUAUAAUUGAUGCUGAAACCGUUAACGAUGAAUCAAAAUUGUCUUUUUUCAUUCAAGCCGUUUUCUGGAAGUUGGCCUUUGAUCUGGACGUCGCAGAAUCUACCAACCGUAUCUGGAAAAGCAUUGAUUCAGAUGCGGACGUUUCUGCAGCCUCUAUUUCUGAAUUCCUCACUGCAGCUUUUGAAAACUCCAUUAAAGAGGUUCCUUCUGCUGUGUACACAAACUUUUCUGAAAUUGUCAUUGAAAAGAAGGAAGAUGAAGAAGAGCCCACAGCUUUGCCAAUAUUCGUUAAUGAGACAUCUUUUGUCCCAAAUAAAAGUAGUAUUGAAGAAAUACCAUUACCUGAAACCUCCGAAAUCUCUGAUAUUGCCAAAAAACUAUCCUUCAAAGAAGCGUACGACGUUGAGCAUAAAUUAAGACCUGAUUUGCCUGUGAAGAACUUCGUAGUGAAAGUUAAGGAGAAUAGGCGUGUAACACCAGCUGAUUAUGAUAGAUAUAUUUUCCACAUAGAAUUUGAUAUUUCUGGUACAGGUAUGACUUAUGACAUUGGUGAGGCCCUUGGUAUUCACGCCAGAAACAACGAAACUUUGGUAAAAGAGUUCUUACAAUUCUAUGGUCUAAAUGAAUCCGAUAUUGUUUCGGUUCCUAACAAGGACAACCAUCAAUUAUUGGAGACAAGAACAGUCUUGCAGGCAUUUGUGGAAAAUUUGGACAUUUUCGGAAAACCACCAAAGAGGUUCUACGAGUCACUAAUUCCAUAUGCCAUUAACGAAGAUGAGAAGAAGAAACUAGAAGAUUUGGUCACUCCAGCCGGUGCAGUAGACUUGAAGAGAUUUCAAGAUGUCGAGUACUAUACGUACGCUGAUAUCUUUGAAUUAUUCCCAUCUGUCCGUCCAUCUCUUGAGGAACUUGUUACCAUCAUCGAACCAUUGAAGAGAAGAGAAUACUCUAUUGCUUCUUCUCAAAGAGUUCAUCCAAAUGAAGUCCAUUUGUUGAUUGUAGUUGUUGAUUGGGUGGAUAAUAAGGGUAGAAAGAGAUACGGCCAAGCUUCCAAGUAUAUCUCGGAUCUGGCUGUCGGUUCGGAAUUGGUGGUCAGCGUUAAGCCAUCUGUUAUGAAAUUACCUCCAUCUCCAAAGCAACCUGUCAUCAUGAGUGGUUUGGGUACCGGUUUAGCUCCAUUCAAGGCUAUCGUUGAAGAAAAAUUAUGGCAAAAGCAGCAAGGCUAUGAAAUCGGCGAAGUUUUCCUGUAUCUUGGUUCAAGACACAAAAGAGAAGAAUAUCUGUAUGGUGAAUUAUGGGAAGCUUACAAAGAUGCUGGUAUUAUCACUCACAUCGGUGCUGCUUUCUCAAGAGAUCAACCUCAAAAGAUUUAUAUUCAAGAUCGUAUCAAAGAAAACUUGAAUGAAUUGAAGACUGCAAUGAUCGAUAAUGAAGGUUCAUUUUACUUAUGUGGUCCUACUUGGCCAGUUCCAGAUAUCACUCAAGCUUUGCAAGAUAUUCUGGCUAAAGACGCUAAGGAGAGAGGCGUCAAAGUUGAUUUGGAUGCGGCAAUUGAAGACUUGAAGGAAGCUUCAAGAUACAUUUUAGAAGUAUACUAA
Saccharomyces mikatae IFO 1815 is the source of this 3108-nucleotide messenger RNA. RefSeq names its product sulfite reductase subunit alpha (gene MET10). Gene Ontology annotation, cellular component: cytosol. NCBI's taxonomy places the organism in Eukaryota, Fungi, Ascomycota, Saccharomycetes, Saccharomycetales, Saccharomycetaceae. The coding region runs from base 1 to 3108 and encodes 1035 amino acids. The record is from RefSeq and is a predicted model, not a curated record. Gene Ontology annotation, molecular function: FMN binding; flavin adenine dinucleotide binding; sulfite reductase (NADPH) activity. The transcript has a single exon.